UGGGAACACAAUUGCCAACGAAACGGAUCUGCUUUUUUUAAAGAGAACUUUCGCAUGAACCGAAGUUCCUUUGAUAAAUUAUGUGACAUCCUCCGCCCGUUACAAAAAAUGGAUACAAAUUACAGAAAAGCUAUUCCUAUUCCUACCGAGAAAAGAGUGGCUAUAACAUUAUUUGCUUUAGGGUCAUCUGCAGAGUAUCGUAGUAUCGCCAACAUGUUCGGUGUAGGAAAAUCUACGGUUUGCGAAAUUUUACUGGAAUUUUGCACCGAAAUCUGGAGAUUACUGCAGCCAUCCUGUUUUAAAAUGUUGCCUCUAAACAGCGAAAAUAUAACCGAAUUGGUGACUGGUUUCGAGGUAAUUGGAUUCCCACAAUGCUUAGGAGCAAUUGACGGAUGCCACAUUGAGAUUCAUCCAUCAUCUGACGAAGCUGUUGAUUAUUAUAAUUAUAAAGGAUGGUAUUCCACCGUUUUAAUGGCAUUAGUUGAUGCUAAAUACCGUUUUACUUACAUAAACGUAGGAAGUCCCGGGCGAUGUAAUGACUCUCAAAUUUAUGAGACGUCAUCACUUAAAAAAGAAAUGGAUAGUUGACCUUUACUAAGCGAAAUGUCUAGAGAAA
Molecule: messenger RNA, 616 nt
Organism: Bactrocera neohumeralis
Lineage: Eukaryota; Metazoa; Arthropoda; Insecta; Diptera; Tephritidae
Exons: 3
Coding region: 55-588 (177 amino acids)
Source: RefSeq, a predicted model, not a curated record